This is a messenger RNA of Papaver somniferum (opium poppy), 2172 nucleotides long. RefSeq names its product L-type lectin-domain containing receptor kinase IX.1-like. The transcript has a single exon. Bases 1 to 2034 code for a protein of 677 amino acids. Gene Ontology annotation, biological process: protein phosphorylation. Gene Ontology annotation, cellular component: plasma membrane. The record is from RefSeq and is a predicted model, not a curated record. NCBI's taxonomy places the organism in Eukaryota, Viridiplantae, Streptophyta, Magnoliopsida, Ranunculales, Papaveraceae. Gene Ontology annotation, molecular function: ATP binding; protein kinase activity; carbohydrate binding.
AUGGCUUUCUGCUACGAUUCAUCAUCUACUUCUCAUUUUCUUUCAUCAAUCUUCUUCUUCUUUUUAAUCAUCACAACAUUACUGCAUCUUCCUACCCCAACAAAUUCAAUCUCCUUCAAAUUCUCAAAUUUCUCACAGGGUGACUCUAAAAUACAUUUAGAAAAUGAUUUAGUUAUAGCACAUAAUGCCAUAGCUCUUAAUGGCACUGUAGGCCGUGCCACUUACUCGGAACCCAUCCAACUUUGGGAUGCAAGCACCGGGAGGCUCACAGAUUUUGAAACACACUUCUCCUUCAUCAUAAAGUGCCAAGACGAUUCUUCUCCUUCCUAUUGUAACGGUAUCACUUUCUUCCUUGCACCUUUUGAGUCGAAAAUUCCUCCAAAUUCUGGCGAUGGAUAUCUUGGCCUAAUGAGUAAGGGCGUUGGUCAAAAAAACUUGACGAAAGAUAAAAUAGUUGCAGUGGAGUUUGAUACUUUUCAGAACUCAUGGGAUCCAAGUUAUGACCACGUGGGUAUCAAUGUUAACUCAAUAGUAUCUGUGACUAAUGUAUCUCUAGAAAGUGGGAGUAUGAGAAAUGGAACAACGGCUGAUGCACGGGUUACUUAUGACUCAACUACCAGCAACUUGAGCGUUUUUCUGACUUACAAUAGUAUUGUUUUAAGCCAUUCUAUUUUGCAUCAUGUUGUUGAUCUAAGCAAGAUUCUACCAGAGCAGAUAAGUGUUGGAUUUUCAGGUUCCAUGCGUGAUUUCGAGUAUAACAUGUUCAACAUCCUCUCCUGGCGAUUCACUACAUCCUUAAAAAAAAAGAAAAAAUUGGUGGCGGCACUGAAAGGUCUUAUUGCUGCUAUGAGUGUUUUUGGUUGUGGGCUUGGUUUUGCUUUAUAUUUCUGGUGGAAGAAGAGGGGCAACUCAGGGAAGAAUGAUCAUCCUGAUGUGUUGAUGAACAAUGAUUUUGAGAGAAGAACAGGACCUAAGAGAUUCUCGUAUAAAGAAUUGGUUCUUGCUACAGGUAACUUCGAUGAGGGAGGAAAACUUGGAGAGGGGGGAUUCGGAGGUGUUUAUAAAGGGAUUUUGAGUGAAAAGGAAGUUGCCAUUAAAAAGAUUUCUGGAGGUUCACAACAAGGAAAGAAAGAGUAUGAAUCGGAAGUAAAGAUUAUAAGCCAGUUACGACAUAGAAACUUGGUUAAACUCAUAGGUUGGUACCACAAAAAAAGAGAGCUAAUUCUUGUUUACGAAUUGAUGCCGAACAGGAGCCUCGAUAAACAUUUAUAUCGAGCGGAAAAUGUGCUCCCUUGGGAUGUAAGAUACAAAAUAGCCAUUGGGUUAGCUUCUGCAUUACUAUAUCUACAUGAAGAAUGGGAACAAUGUGUAGUUCACAGGGAUAUUAAACCAAGCAAUGUAAUGUUGGAUUCUAAUAAUGCGAAACUCGGGGAUUUCGGUCUAGCAAGGCUUAUUGAUCAUGGACUGAGUUCUCGUACUACGGUCUUAGCCGGAACAAUGGGUUACUUAGCACCAGAAUGUCUUGUAAAGUGUAAGACAAGUAAAAGAUCCGAUAUUUAUAGUUUCGGAAUUGUUGCGCUUGAGAUUGCUUGUGGGAGAAAGCCAGUCGAUGUAACUGUGGGAGUCUCACUAGUAGAGUGGGUUCGGGAACUGUACGAAAGGGGUAAGAUCAUCAAAGCGGCUGAUGAGAGAUUACAAAUGAAAUUUGACAAACAACAAAUGGAACGUUUGAUGGUUAUAGGGCUAUGGUGUGCUCAUUCCGAUCCUAAAGCUAGACCUUCUAUCAGGAAAGUGACUAACUUUCUCAGUUUAGAAUCGGCAUUGCCGGAUUUUCCCUCAAACUUGCCUGCUCCGGUUUAUCAUAUACCGUCGAUGAGUAUGUGUAUGCUUGCUUCCACGUCAUAUUUGGGUGAUUCUACUAAUUCUCCGAUGGAUGGUAGCCAGUACUGUACUUGCGUUGAUUGUACUCGCACCAAUUUGCCUCCACCGGCGACGCCUUCCGGUGGCUCUUCCUCAAUAGAAGCUCUCUUAUAAUAUUGUGUUCGACGUUUGCAAUCAGCAUGAACAGACCACAAUUCAACAAGGAUUAAGAUUAAGUGUUGACUUUCAAACAAAUUGAAGUUCAACUCUAGUCUCUAUUUGUAACCUUCUAUAUUUGAAUAUAUCAAUGAA